This is a messenger RNA of Capronia coronata CBS 617.96, 927 nucleotides long. Its product is annotated as alcohol dehydrogenase. NCBI's taxonomy places the organism in Eukaryota, Fungi, Ascomycota, Eurotiomycetes, Chaetothyriales, Herpotrichiellaceae. The record is from RefSeq and is a predicted model, not a curated record. The transcript has 2 exons. Gene Ontology annotation, molecular function: oxidoreductase activity, acting on the CH-OH group of donors, NAD or NADP as acceptor; NAD binding; NADP binding. The coding region runs from base 1 to 927 and encodes 308 amino acids.
AUGGCACCUCAAAUAGCAUGGCUCGGACUCGGGAACAUGGGCAGGGGCAUGUGUAAGAACCUCGUUGAAAAAGGCAACCUAACCCACCCACUGAUCAUCUACAACCGCACGACGGCGCGCGCGCAAGAGCUAUCCUCGAAGAUCGGCCAUUCCACCGUCUCCCCCUCGAUCGCCGAAGCCGCCCGCAAAGCCGACAUCAUCUUCUACUGCCUAGGCGACGACGCAGCGGUGCUGUCGACGCUGGACGAGAUCCUACGCGACGACAACAACAACCUGGCCGGCAAGAUCCUGGUCGACUGCAGCACGGUGCACCCAGACACGACGGCGCAGGAGACACAACUGGUCGAGGCCAGGGGCGGCACGUUCGUCGCGUGUCCCGUGUUCGGAGCCCCCGCGAUGGCCGAGUCGGGCCAGCUGAUCUGCGUACUGGCCGGCGCGAGCGAGGCGGUCGACAAAGUCAAGCCGUACUGCAAGGGCGUCAUGGGCCGCGCGAACCUCGAAUUCUCCGGCCAGGAGCCGAGCAGGGCCACUCUUUUGAAGUUGAUCGGCAAUACCUUCGUCCUGAGCAUGGUCGAGGCGCUGGCCGAGGGCCACGUCGUCGCCGAAAAGUCCGGCUUGGGCGUCGACACUCUGCACCAGUUCAUCGAACUCAUGUUCCCCGGGCCCUACACUGCUUAUUCGAACCGCUUGCGCACCGGCGACUACUAUAACCGUGCCGAACCGCUGUUCGCUGUCGAUCUGGCCCGCAAGGAUGCCCGACAUGCCAUGGCGCUCGCCGAGAAGACUGGCUGUCGUAUGAAGAAUGUCGAGUUGGCCGAUUCCUAUCUCAAAGUCGUCAAGGAGACCCAGGGCCAGAAGGGGGACAUUGCUGGGAUCUAUGGCGCCAAGAGACUGGAGAGUGGCUUGCCUUUUGAGAAUGCAUCGUGA